Molecule: messenger RNA, 1942 nt
Organism: Tigriopus californicus
Lineage: Eukaryota; Metazoa; Arthropoda; Copepoda; Harpacticoida; Harpacticidae
Product: dnaJ protein homolog 1-like
Exons: 3
Coding region: 334-1440 (368 amino acids)
Biological process (GO): negative regulation of transcription by RNA polymerase II
Cellular component (GO): cytosol
Molecular function (GO): protein-folding chaperone binding
Source: RefSeq, a predicted model, not a curated record
ACAUGCAUAGCAGUUGAGCUUGGAUAGGACAUGAGGAGGAGCGAUGAUCCUGGAAGAAUCCAAAAGCUCAUCAGGCCAGCUUGCAACACAUUAUAUACACACGGCCGUCAGCGAGGGCUCAGUCGGUCUGGCUGUUUCUGUCGCUGGCUUUGCUCCUUGACUCGACCGACCCUUCAUCCAGCUUCUUCAUCUGAGUUUGUCGACAAGAAGAUGUCUUCCAGGUUGUGAGAACACUUUGGCUGAUCCAUUUGACGAUGAAGAGCUUGAGUUCGGUCAAACAUUUACCGAGACUCUUGUUAGUGCUAAGUGAAUGAACGUGCGUGAUUCAGAACGAUGAGGAUGGGUAAAGAUUUCUAUAAGGUGUUGGGCUUGGCCAAAGGAGCCUCGGAGGACGAGAUCAAAAAAGCCUACCGAAAAUUGGCCCUCAAGUACCAUCCAGACAAAAACAAAUCCGCCAACGCGGAAGAACGAUUCAAGGAGAUUGCCGAAGCCUAUGAAGUGUUGAGCGAUAAAAAGAAGAGAGAGAUCUUCGACCAAUAUGGAGAAGAAGGACUCAAGGGCAACAUGGGCUCAGGGGGCGGAAUGGGAGGUCACACCGGGGGGACGAACUUCUCGUACACGUUCCACGGCGAUCCCCGAGCCACCUUCGCCGAGUUCUUUGGAACCUCCAAUCCGUUUGAGAGCUUCUUCAACAUGCCCGGCAUGUCGGACUUAUUCAAUGACAACGUCAUGGAUCACGAUUCUCUCCACCGUGCCCAUCACCACCACGAUCCAUUUGCUAGUCUGGGCGGUGGUCUGGGCUCGUUUGGAUCGCGAACCCCUUUCCGAUCACAAUCGUUCAAUGUGGGCUCUCACUCAAGUGGGAUCGGGCGAGGCAAGGAAAAAGUGCAAGACCCACCGGUGGAACAUGAUCUCUACGUGUCCUUGGAAGACAUCUUAAGGGGCGUGACGAAGCGGAUGAAGAUUUCCCGACGAGUGGUGGCCAACGAUGGCACAGUCAGAAAAGAAGAGAAAGUCCUGACCAUCAACGUGAAACCAGGAUGGAAGUCCGGCACCAAGAUCACCUUUCAACGCGAGGGCGAUCAAGCACCCAAUAAGAUUCCUGCUGAUAUCGUGUUCAUUAUCCGGGACAAGCCUCAUCCCAAUUUCAAGAGGGAGGCGUCUGACCUCAAAUACUCUUGCAAAGUGACACUUAAGGAGGCACUCUGUGGGACAAAUGUCGAAGUACCAACUCUGACCGCCAAUGAGAAGAUCCCCUUGGACUUGAGCGACGAGAUUUUGAAGCCCAGCACUGUGAAACGAAUCGUCGGCAAAGGUCUGCCUCGUCCGAAGGAGCCAACCAAACGGGGAGACAUCCUCGUCACGUUUGAUAUACAAUUCCCUGAUAAACUCAGUUCUUCGACGAAAGAUUUCAUUCAUCGGAAUCUACCCAAUAAAUGAAUGUGCACAUGUGCACUCUCACGCUCCUCCCCUCGUCCACCCCACAAAACCCCGACUAACAACACAAUUCAAAUACAGAUCCUACCCUGUUGGAAGAUCAUCGGCAGUGGGAAAUUGUUUGUAAUGCAAAAAUACGCUUUAGGCUGUGUCUUCCCCCCUUUCUUCUUUCAACUCGAUUCAAUCAUCCAUCCAUCCAUCCAUCCAUCCUCCCAGCCAUUCAAUUGGAAGUAGACCUCUUUCUCUUUCGUACCGUGCCUAAAAUCAUCCAAGAUCAAAAUGCUCUAUCAUGCUCGUAUACCUAUUAUAUAAAAAAAAAAACGUGGAAGAACUAGUGCCCGGAAUCAGUAUGUGUUCACGUGAAUGAGACGAUACUGCCACAAGGCAAAGACCACGUCAUUGUGAAACAAGACUGGGCGGAUCUUUUGAUAUCCAUUACUUGGUAUCACUUGCUGCCCUGCCCUUGCACACUGUCCUUGCACAAAUAAGACCUUAUUCAGAUUUU